Molecule: messenger RNA, 571 nt
Organism: Prorocentrum cordatum
Lineage: Eukaryota; Dinophyceae; Prorocentrales; Prorocentraceae
Source: the annotation of a GenBank genome assembly
GCCACGCUCAUCGGCGUCUUCCCCGACGACGACUCGGCCUCGUUCCACUGCGCGCUGGCGCUCCUGCUGAGACACUCGCUGGUCGACCUCUACAGGCCCAAGUUCCCGAAGCUGGGGGUUGUGGUCUGGCAGUUCGACCGCAUCGUCGAGGGCUUCCUGCCGAAGGUUCACAGCGCGCUCGUGAGUCACGGCGUCAACUCGGAGUACUAUGCGAUACAGUGGUUCCUGACCCUGUUCGCGAGCGACCUCCAGCAGCACGUGGUGAGGCGGGUGUGGGACAGGUUCCUCGUCGCCGGCUGGAGGAUCGUCGUCCAGGUGGGCCUGGCCCUGCUGUACACGGUGCAGGAUAUCCUGCCCACCUUGGACACCUGCCGCGCGUUGACGUUCUUGAAGAGAUUCACGCACGAGAGAAGUUACGACGCUGAGGAGCUGCUGGCCCUGGCGGCGUCGUUCAAGGUGUCGCACCGGAUGCUGUCCGCGCUCGAGGCCGCGUACAACUGGGAGGACGACGUGCAGCUGCUCGUGAUCAAGGACCUCAACAGCGGCGUCGUGCACUGGGCGGUGCAGGCCG